AUGAAGCUUCUCCCGGCCGUCCUCGGCCUCGCCCUCCUCCUCCUCCUCCUGAAUCCCAAUGGCGUGGAGGCCCGGCCUGCGCCUACCGGCGGUCAUGAGAAGAAGCCGUCGAGCGCCACCUUCUUUGUCUUCGGGGAUGACUUCGCUGACAACGGGAACCUCCCUCUGACCGAACCCGUCACCGAGAUGUCGCGGCAAUGGGCUUACCCCUACGGCUCCAACUACGUCGAUGCCGAUGGGUUUCCGCGGCCGAAUACCCCGUCCGGCCGCUUCUCAAACUACAAGAUCCAGUCGGAUUUCAUCGCAACAAUGUUGGGGUUGGAGGAAGCCCCUCCAGCACAUGCCCGUACAGCGGAGAAAACUUGCGACCCGUCCGGCAUGACUUUUGCUACGGGUGGCGCAGUGGUGUUGGACAGUACAUCACAUGAGGUUCCCACCUUUACCAAGCAAGUCGAUACUUUCAAGAAGAUGGUCAAAGAUGGUACCAUCACGGAGAAACAAUUGACUCACUCUGUAGCGCUCGUGGCCUUCUCCGACAAUGAUUAUGCAAGCACCGGCGUCAUGGGCCUAAGUAGCCUCAACGAUAUUAAUGCUUAUAUUGGGAAAGUGACAAAAGAGAUGGCUGCUAAUGUGGAGCAAUUGUUGAAGCUUGGGGUGACAAAGGUAAAGGCUCAGAGCUAUCGAAGCAAUUCAAGCGCAAACUAUCGCUGUGUUGCGAGAGUUUAG
Molecule: messenger RNA, 726 nt
Organism: Aegilops tauschii subsp. strangulata
Lineage: Eukaryota; Viridiplantae; Streptophyta; Magnoliopsida; Poales; Poaceae
Source: RefSeq, a predicted model, not a curated record